This is a messenger RNA of Mya arenaria, 3337 nucleotides long. RefSeq lists its product as uncharacterized. Gene Ontology annotation, molecular function: zinc ion binding. NCBI's taxonomy places the organism in Eukaryota, Metazoa, Mollusca, Bivalvia, Myida, Myidae. Bases 831 to 3041 code for a protein of 736 amino acids. The transcript is spliced from 2 exons. The record is from RefSeq and is a predicted model, not a curated record.
GAUCAUUUGACAUUUUAUCGGUUUGUGAAGCGAGCAUUUGUGUCAUUUAGUCAUAAACAUCGUUUCAUAUUUACUUACUUUAUUGUUUUCAAUAAAUGAUGAGCAUGGACAUACCAUGUACUGAUGCGCGGCACGAAAUCAGAUAACAUUGUAAACAUUAAUCGAUGGUCACUUUGUGACAUUUGAAGGGGCCUUGGGUGUUAUCUUUAAAAGGAAACAUUUACUGAAAGUGAACAUAGAAGCAUAUCUAUUUGACAGCGAAUAUCUAUGGGACACUAUGGUGUUUGUUGACGAUGGGGGGUCAUUUUUAUGGAGCCAAAAUAAAUGCGUGUACGGUCAAGCGGAGAUAACUUUUAUCUUAUUUGCAAACAAACUAGUAUGUGCUUUAGAAAUUCAGUUGGUGGCUUUUGAAUGGAUAUUAGUGCAACUUUAUCUACUUUGGACAUAAAAAUCAAACCUUGGAUCUUAUUAAAGGAUAUUCGACACACGACACGUGUCCUUGAGCGGUCUUGCGAAAAGUCAUUAAGAGCUACCAAGAACUACUAAGAGCUACUAAAAACUACGAGAUACUUUUAACUUGUUCACAUGAUCAAGGGAUCAAGGAUGCAGCAGUUUCCGAAAGCCAAGGAUAUCAGUUCAUGUUAAAGUCAAACGAUCAUAAAAUAUCCUGAUAGCAAUAGGAAAUAAAGCGUUCAGCUCAAGUGGGCGGUAGCAUACUUGGUUCAUAUUUUCAACGACAGAUACUAUGUUCCGGAGAACAAUACUCUGAUUGUUUUAUAUCGUUGCGCAGAGGCUGUCGGUUGUUACUGUUGUGGAAUAUAACCUCAAUCAUGGGGGAGCGAGUGUCGUUCGAUGUAGACACGCAGGUGACCGUACUUGCCGAGACUCAGACGGACGUGCUGCUCCGCUCCCUGGAGUGCUAUCUGUGUAACAACCGGUUCGCGGACCCCAGGGAGUGCGACUGUGGUCAUGUGUUCUGCCUACAGUGCCUGCAGACCUACGUUGACGAAACCGAGGCAGCUGGCACGUGCCCUAGGUGCCACGAAGACAUUAAAUUACCGGAUGGAGGACCGGCGGAUUUACCUGUACACUUACUCUACGAAGACCUGACACGUGAGGUGAAUGGACUAGACAAGGAGAACAAUAUAUCACGUGGCUCGUGUAAGUUUUGCAAUGAUGAAUACAAGUUUCCUGCAACUGUGAAAUGUAUAGCUUGCAAAGUACCCAUGUGUGAAAACUGUGCGUCCAACCAUGUUCACAAUGGCGUGAACCACGUGGUACCGAUACAUCGUAAACAGGACUCACUGCUCUGCGAUUUCCUACCCCGACGUGACACCGCGUGUCAGAUCCAUCAGACCGAGCUGCUAAACAUGUUCUGUGUCAAUUGUCAGACAUGUGUAUGCCAGAAAUGCAAAGAGGAAAGACACGCGAACCACGACGUGUCUGAUCUAGACAAAGCGUCAAUGCCAUAUAAAACAACGAUAAACGAUGUCCACGAUAAGUUAAGAGAUUAUCUCAAUGAAACAAAAGAGGCUUUAAAUGACAUUGAACGCAUAGGGAAUGAAUAUAAAGACAAAGUUGAAACAACCCGGAAACAUAUCGAUGAUCAAGUGGAGCUCUUGGUAAAAUACAUCCUGCGUGAGAAAGAUCGACUAUUGGACGACCUUGACUCUCACGCGGAGGAUAUCGAGAUCAACUUGGACAAUUGCAGAUCAGACAUGCAGACCAAGGAAUCUAGAGCGCGGGCAUUGUCAGACCUUAGUGAAAACUUGAUGUACUACGGGAACGACGCGGAAAAUACAUUGUAUAAAUCAAAAAUUGAAAACAGAUGGCGUGAACUGCGAGAGGAAAAGCUGAGUCGAUUCGGGCAGGGGUACAAAAUGGACGUUCAGUUCUGCAUGAACGAUGGGGUCUUGGCCCUGUUGUCAAAAGAACUUGGCACGUUGGUAGUAAGACAGAAUCUGUCACCCUGGACGAGUCGUAAGAGCAAGCCGUUCGACAUGAUACCGGUAAACAAAGGCUCACUAGAUGAUUCCACGCUCCAGCAGAAAGUGCGGUCGGCGAUGUCAAACGAUUACUCACUGAAGCGAUCUCAGAUAUUUGCAAAAUUCGUUAAUCCAAAGUGGACUUUGGAGACGUACAAAACGAGCAAAGCCACCGGUCAGACGGUCACUGUGUGGUUGAAAAGUGACGAAGACCAAGAAGGUGCUUCCAGGGCCUCCAAACGGCUCUCUAUGAGGUCCGUGUCUAGCCCCAGCAUCAUGGCCGAAAUUGAAUCAUUCAAUGAGAAGGGAGAGCACGAAUACAAGAAGACUAUUGAGAAACUACCUGACGGGACAAUAGUAAGACUAGCGAUAGGUGGUAAAGAUACUGUUAUAUUAGCAGUGUAUCCUGGUGUGUACGCAUCGUCUAUUAUAAGCCAAACAAAAGUGAGAUCGCUUUCAAAAAAAGACACAGAUGGGAUAUACGUAGCGGUGCUAGAACGGGGGAACUUUGUAUGCGGCGAACUACGUAAGAUUCCCAUCCCUGAAGGUCCGGGGUUCGACUUUGAAAUCACUAGCCGCAACACUAUUGUGGUGAGGCCACUAUUUCAACGAAACCUGCGGAUCUAUGGCACGCGUGGCAUAGAGCAGCUCACCGACCACGAGUUGUACGAGUCUACCGUGUUUAAGGUUAUGGAAUCCCCCGACAACGAGAUAGUAGCCAUCUCGCGAGAUGCUGACGGUAACGUUGUGUGUGAAAGCAUCUCUGACACCGCAGAGCGUUCCACCAUAUUUACAUUCCAGGCGAACACGUUGAACCCCAUGAAGAGUGAGUUCCGGGAGGCAAGGUUUGACCGCGCCGGAAAUGUCCUCGUUCACUUCCAGGCGGUCGGCGCACAGGACGUCCUCUAUAAGGUGACGGCCGCCAACCAUAGGAAGGAGAAUCUUUCGAAACCGGAACUGCUUCAUAAGAUUGAUAAACUUGCUAUUCUACCGGAUGGAAGGCUGUGUGUGUUUGAUAAAGCCGAGUGCGUUCUUAUGACCUUGAAGUACCUGUAGGCGAGUUGUUGCAAUUAUUUAGUAGCAUUCAAACACUAGUUAAGGCACCUCGAGACAAUGAAAAUGUGUAAAACAUAAAUGCUAUGAAAUGUAUUCAUUAAAAACACUAAGACUAUGUGUGGCCUACAUUUAUUGAUACGGAUAGUGCCAAGAGCAAAGGUCGUGUUAGAUAAACAUAUAAUAUUCAAGUAUUUAUUUUAACGGGGGCUUGUUAUACUGGCUUCCAGUAUUCAGAAUUUACUAUAUAGACUUAAAUCAAUAAAUAAGAAAUAUAGAUGAAUAAAUUAUUAAAUCAA